This is a messenger RNA of Tilletiopsis washingtonensis, 936 nucleotides long. RefSeq names its product MFS general substrate transporter. Gene Ontology annotation, molecular function: transmembrane transporter activity. The transcript is spliced from 4 exons. Gene Ontology annotation, biological process: transmembrane transport. The annotation marks the transcript as partial. Lineage: Eukaryota; Fungi; Basidiomycota; Exobasidiomycetes; Entylomatales. The record is from RefSeq and is a predicted model, not a curated record.
GUCUCCUCCAUGGCCGCCCCCGCCAUUCCCGGCAUUGCCGAGUCCCUCUCCGUCUCGCUGCAACAGGCGCGCGUAGUGCAGGCCGUCUACCUCUACGGCUUCGCCCUCGGCGCCGUGAUCCUGACGCCGCUCUCUGAAGACUACGGCCGGCGCCGGGCACUGCUGCCUUCCGUGCUGCUCCUGGCGCUCCUACAGCUGCCCUGCGCCCUGGCGCCAAACUACGCCACCCUCGUCACCGCGCGCCUGCUCGCGGGAUUCUUUGCAAGCGUGACGUUUACUAGUGUCGGCGUCAUCAAUGAUCUCUUUGCUGCAGAACAGCAGGGCUGGGGAGUCAAUACCUUUGCGCUUAGUGCCGAGGCGGGAGCAGUCAUUGGCCCAAUUGCAGGCGGCUACUUGUUCGUCGCGCACGGCUGGCGCUGGACAUUCGGCGUCAUGGGCAUCGUCACUGCCUUCCUCCUCCUGCUCUACUACUUCCUCGUCCCCGAGACUCGGUCGGGCAUCCUUCUCGCGGCGCGCGCCGCCCGCAAGCGCAAAGAGACGGGCGAGGCAAGGUACUACGCGCAGCACGAGCGCGAGCGAGAAGGCCAUACGCCGCGCGCAUUGCUGCAGGAAUGCGUCGUGCGUCCCGUGUACAUGCUGCUCACCGAGCCCAUCGUCUUUUGGUUUGCCCUCUUCGAUGGCUUCAACUACGCAAUCGUCUAUCUCUUCCUCGAGGCCUUCUCCCUCGUCUACGCGCAGUACGGCUUUGGCACGGGCGCCGCCGGCCUGCCCUUCCUGGCCGUGCUGUGCGGCUUUCUCAUCGCCUUUGCCGCAUACCCGCUGCAGAUGGCCUACGAGGCACGCGAUGCAAGGAAACAGCAAGGCGACGCCACGCCAGAGGCUAGACUGGCUUGGAGCGUGCCCGGAGGCGUCAUCUUUCCCAUCUCGCUCUUGUGA